Molecule: messenger RNA, 234 nt
Organism: Paracoccidioides brasiliensis Pb18
Exons: 2
Coding region: 1-234 (77 amino acids)
Source: RefSeq, a predicted model, not a curated record
AUGAGAAGAAAACAACAAGUAAUCGUCCCGAGUUACCUGGGGAGCAUUGAGGAACCUGGAGACGCUGGUGAUGAUAAUCCCGAGAUGAAGAUUUUUGGCGCCUCUCGGUUUUUCACAACUCGUGAGAACACGAUCAGCGGCACUAUUGGCACCGCACCUCGCUCUCAACCAACCCUCUGUGCGGAGAAGUCUACCCUGCUGAUCCUGGGUCAAGGAGAUAGAGCCGGAGGGUGA